UCAAAGUGUGAGUCCAGUCGGUGUUUUUUGAUGCAACACACAACACGAUUGUGUGAAGUUAUUUCUUUGUGUUGUAACCGUAAUUAACCUAACAAUCAACAUAUUAUUAUUAUUAAGUGAACAUGGGUAAAAAACUAAAAAUAUUCAUACUCUACGCGAGGCUGUUGUUGGAUUUCGCUAUCGACUUUUUCUUCUCGCUGUGCUGGGACAAGCGAAAGAAACCAAUCCCAGACUUAGAUAGCAAGCAUGCGAUCCUCAAAGAAAGUGCCACAGCUCUGGCUAAGAAGAUCAGGAAUAAGGAGUUGAAGUCUGAAGACCUGGUACGGGCUGUUGUUGAGAGGAUUAAAGAGGUAAAUCCAAUUAUCAACGCUAUUGCUGCAGAUCGGUAUGAAGCGGCUCUCACCGAAGCCAGGGAAGUGGAUAGGCUUGUCGCCGUUGGACUUUCUGAACAAGAAUGGCAGAAAAAACCAUUUCUUGGAGUUCCAUUUACGACUAAGGAGAGUCAAGCUAUCAAAGGUAUGCCCCUUACGAUGGGUCUGUGGUCCAGACGUAAAGAAGUCGCUUCUGAGGAUAGCGAAGCCAUAAUCAGACUGAAAAACGCUGGAGCUAUACCUAUCGGGUCUUCGAAUCUGCCCGAAUUAUUAGUUUGGCAGGAGACCCGUAACUUGGUGUAUGGAAUGACAAAUAACCCGCAUCACACCGGCCGGUCUCCGGGAGGUUCUAGCGGCGCUGAAGCAGCCCUCACCGCCAGCUACGCUACCACCAUUAGUUUAUGUUCAGAUUUGGGCGGAUCGACUCGGAUGCCGGCAUUUUACUGCGGCAUGUUCGGGCACCACCCGACACCGGGCAGCACUAACUUACGAGGUCCCUACCUCCGUAAUGGCGACGAAGAAUCAAUGUUUUCUCUGGGCUUUAUAGCUAAACACGUGGAGGAUUUAGCUCCGUUGACCAAGAUCGUUGCCGGAGACAAAGCGAAAGAACUGAAUCUUGAUAAAGACGUUGAUAUUAAGAAUAUAAAAUUUUAUUAUUUAGAGUCUAGUAACGAUGUGUGCGUGAGUUCUGUUAGGGCUGAACUCAAGGGUGCGAUGAAAAGAGCGAUAUCCAAAAUAACUCAAGAGCUGACGACAGCGGAUGCCCCACAGCCGUACCACCACGAGGGCUUCAACCACAUGUACGUACUCUGGAAGUACUGGAUGACAAAGGAACCCGACAAUACGGCACUGCUCUACACCAACAACACGACCGAGGCUAAUGGUAUUCUGGAGCUAAUUAAAAAGGUGUGUGGCCUCAGCAAGCAUUGUCUCUUCAGCGUGGUUCGUCUGAUAGAGUUGCAGUUUCUUCCUGCUGUCGACUCCGCCUGGGCUGAGAAACUCACAAAAGAAUUCAAGGAUGAUCUAUUUACUAAGCUUGGCGAAAAUGGCGUCCUUCUCAUGCCGAGCGCUCCGCACGUGGCGCCCUACCACUACUCUUGUCUGCUCCGCCCUUUCAACUUCGCCUAUUUCGCCGUAGUCAACGCACUGAAGUGUCCCGCUACUCAGGUACCCUUAGGAAAAGACAGCCAAGGAUUGCCGCUUGGGAUUCAAGUGUUGGCUGCACCAAACAAUGACGGUCUUUGCCUGACGGUAGCAAGAUAUUUAGAAAAAGAAUUCGGCGGAUCUGUGAUGGCCUGUAAAUCAAAAUAAUAAUAAUUUGAGAUGCUGGGGAAUGAUUUUACUAUUGUCUAAUUUAAGUUGUAAUAUUUUUGUUGGUGAAUGUGUUUUUGAGGAAUAAAAUUUUUUUCAAAUUAA
Messenger RNA from Bombyx mandarina (wild silkworm), 1787 nucleotides. RefSeq names its product fatty-acid amide hydrolase 2. The record is from RefSeq and is a predicted model, not a curated record. NCBI's taxonomy places the organism in Eukaryota, Metazoa, Arthropoda, Insecta, Lepidoptera, Bombycidae. Gene Ontology annotation, cellular component: endomembrane system.